UGCUACGGUCUGCACCAGAGGAUGCGCUAGCCGAGCUUCGCGCCCCGCUCAGCGCCGGCAUCUGCUCUUGAAGGUUGGGACUGACGAAGAACAUUUCGUCAUGGCGAUCCUCCGUACGACGGAAAAUGUCUCCCACUUAGAAAAUAACAGUAAUAACAACGUAGAUAACAGCUGCGAUAACAACAACAACAGCUGCAAUAACAACAGCAGCUUACCUGUUACCAUUAACAGUGGAUUGGUAACAGGAAACAUCGGCGGUCAUAUGUUGAAUGAUGAUCUAAACAGGAACAGUGAAGGAAAUUUAGUCAACAUGGACAACUACCGAAGAAAUCCAAACAAAGAAACAAUGAAUGAAAAAUUCAGAGAAAAUAUUUCAAGUCGCUGUAAAAAGAUUAGAAAAAGUGACUCCGAAAUAAAUGAAAUUUGUUCAUCACUUCAAAGCGAUCGUGUCAACUUGGCUGUCAUAGAUCGUGAAGCUAGAAGAAAAAAAUUUGAAGAUAACGAUGAGAAAAGACGGGAUGGUGAAAAAGGAGAAAAUUGCAACAACCUGGAUUGUGAAGGAGGAAAAAGAAAUGGAAGUAGAGGUGAAUGUGGAAGUAAGAAGGAAGUGAAGAACACGUUUAAGAAGGAUUUAAGCGAAAUGUUCUUCAGUAAAGAUAGAACGAGAGGAACUCUACGCCUGCUGGUGCUUCUGCUGGUAGUUGUUCUGCCCAGGCCUGCCAUCGCUGUCGUCUUCGAGAAGCUCGAAGUGAGCAUCCCGCCAUCGCUGGUGGCGGGCCCGGCGGGGGGGGAGGUGCUGUACACCGUCAACCACGACCCCAUGAAGGACCCCGACCCCCUGACCCUGCCCUGCCACGCCGACGGCAUCCCAACCCCGCAAUAUGCGUGGCUGAAAAAUGGCGAGCCCUGGGAACCGCCGCCCGGAGCUGUCAACCGCACAGACGGUGUAGGCACGAUCACUUUCCUGGACCCCCGACCUGAGGAUGAAGGCACGUACCAAUGCGUGGCCAACAACAGCGCCGGGGUACUGUACACGGACGUGGCUGUGCUGCGACGUUCCCUGCUGGGGUACUUCCCCUCCCUCGACGCCCGCGUGGUCACCCUCAACCUGGGGGAACCUCUCACCCUCCCCUGCACUCCCCCAGUGGGCUACCCGCCCCCCUCCACCACCUGGCUGCUGCAGUCAGAGGACGGAGGGCUGCGUAACCUGGAGAACUCGCGUAUCUCCAUCGACGGCGCGGGUACGCUGCGCUUUGCGUACGUCGUCGCGUCUGACGCAACUGAAGACGCAUUCUACGCCUGUGCCGCCUCAUCUGCCACCAGCGCGCACGAUUUGUACGUCGUGCGUGACGCUAAGGGCGACCUCAGCGUCACUGACGUCAAGCCUGCGGCCGACGGGAGCUGUGACGUCACUGAUGAUGACGUCACCUCCAUCACCAUCCCGUAA
This is a messenger RNA of Hyalella azteca, 1447 nucleotides long. RefSeq lists its product as uncharacterized. Gene Ontology annotation, cellular component: plasma membrane; axon. NCBI's taxonomy places the organism in Eukaryota, Metazoa, Arthropoda, Malacostraca, Amphipoda, Hyalellidae. Bases 101 to 1447 code for a protein of 448 amino acids. Gene Ontology annotation, biological process: dendrite self-avoidance; homophilic cell-cell adhesion; axon guidance. Gene Ontology annotation, molecular function: cell-cell adhesion mediator activity. The record is from RefSeq and is a predicted model, not a curated record. The transcript has 9 exons.